Messenger RNA from Chaetura pelagica (chimney swift), 279 nucleotides. RefSeq names its product Sin3A-associated protein, 18kDa (gene SAP18). Bases 1 to 279 code for a protein of 92 amino acids. Gene Ontology annotation, cellular component: nucleus. The transcript has 2 exons. Gene Ontology annotation, biological process: negative regulation of DNA-templated transcription. Gene Ontology annotation, molecular function: transcription corepressor activity; transcription factor binding. Lineage: Eukaryota; Metazoa; Chordata; Aves; Apodiformes; Apodidae. The record is from RefSeq and is a predicted model, not a curated record.
AUGGAUGCAACUCUGAAAGAGCUGACCAGCUUAGUGAAAGAAGUCUACCCAGAGGCACGGAAGAAGGGAACACACUUCAAUUUUGCCAUUGUUUUUACAGAUCUCAAGAGGCCUGGCUAUAGGGUGAAGGAGAUCGGCAGUACCAUGUCUGGCAGGAAGGGCACAGAUGAUUCCAUGACGUUGCAGUCUCAGAAAUUCCAGAUAGGAGACUACCUGGAUAUAGCGAUUACUCCUCCGAAUCGUGCACCGCCCCCCUCAAGCCGCAUGAGGCCAUACUGA